This is a messenger RNA of Lachancea sp. 'fantastica', 1821 nucleotides long. Lineage: Eukaryota; Fungi; Ascomycota; Saccharomycetes; Saccharomycetales; Saccharomycetaceae. The record is from the annotation of a GenBank genome assembly.
AUGUCUGACAAACAACAUCUCACGCAUGUGGAGACUAUCGGGUCGUCCAUUGACUUGCCCUCACAGUCGCCCACCACCAACUCCAAAAAACAGGAAACCCAACACAUGGAGUUUGCAGGCACAACGGUGUCAGAAACGGACUUUACAACGUCCGCCGUCGGAAGUGACACGAUUGCCAAGUUUCUCGGACUUUCAGAAGAUGCGCGUCAAGCGGACGGUGAAGAAAAGCACAUGUCGUUGUUGCAGGCCAUUCGCCAAUACCCCAAGGCCGCGUUCUGGUCCAUCGUGUUAUCGUCGGCGCUGAUCAUGGAAGGCUACGACGUCACCCUGUUGCAAUCGCUCUACGCGUUGCCAGCUUUUGCCAAGAAAUUCGGCAAUUGGAACCCUGUCGCCCAGGUGUACGAGGUGCCUGCAAGGUGGCAAACCGGUCUUUCCAUGUGCACCAACGUGGGCGAAAUCGUCGGGCUUCAAAUCGCCGGUGUCGUUGCAGAACGCAUCGGCUACCGCCACACCUUGAUCGCCUCGCUAACCAUGGUGUUUUGUUUCAUCUUCAUUUUGUUCUUUGCGCCCUCUUGUGCAGUCCUCGCUGUCGGUGAGGUCUUGUGCGGGAUCCCAUGGGGUGCCUUCCAAACCUUGACUGUGUCUUACGCCACCGAAGUGUGUCCCUUGGCACUCAGAUACUACCUCACUACCUAUGUUAACAUUUGCUGGAUUUUUGGCCAAAUUUUCGCCUCGGGAAUCCUGAAAAACUCUCAAACAAAUCUCCAGCAUUCUGAUCUCGGUUACAAACUGCCUUUUGCACUCCAAUGGAUUUGGCCCAUUCCUAUCGCCAUUGGUAUCUAUUUCGCACCCGAAUCACCUUGGUGGCUCGUCAAAAAGGGUAGAAUGGAACAAGCGGCUCACAGUUUGAGCCGUCUCGUCACGGGUAUUCCAGAAGAAGAAAGAACAACUGUCAUUGACGCAAUGCUCAACAAAAUCCAAUUGACAAUCCAGAAAGAAGAUUCGGCUACCAAAGACGUCACAUACUGGGACUGUUUCAAAGGUGCUGACGGCAGAAGAACAAGAAUCGCAUGUCUCACGUGGGUCACACAGAACGCAUGCGGCAGUGCAAUGAUGGGUUACUCUACCUACUUUUACAUCAAGGCCGGCCUCAGUGAUUCUAUGGCGUUUUCAUUCACCAUUAUUCAGUACUGUCUUGGUCUGAUUGGUACCGUGUUGUCGUGGUUCAUUUCCAAAAAGUACGGUCGGUUUACCAUUUUCUCAAGCGGAUUGAGCAUUCAAGCUGUUCUUUUGCUGCUAAUCGGAGGCUUGGGUUUCAAGCACUCUUCCGGCAGUAGUUGGGCUAUUGGCUCUCUAUUAUUGAUUUUUGUUUUUGUUUAUGACAUUGGCGUAGGCCCAGUGACUUACUGUGUGGUACCGGAAAUUCCCAAUGCAAAGCUAAGAACCAAGACUGUUAUUUUGGCCCGUAAUUUCUACAAUCUCAUGGGCAUUAUCAAUUAUAUUUGGACCCCAUACAUGUUGAACACGGAAGAAUGGAACUGGGGGGCCAAGACCGGCUUGUUUUGGGCUGGCAUCAGUUUGAUCAUGUUGACAUGGGCAAUUUUAGAGAUGCCCGAAACCAAAGGACGCACUUUCAGCGAGAUCGAUGAACUAUUCAAUCUCCGCGUGCCUGCUCGUAAGUUCAAAUCUACCGAGGUCAAUCCAUUCGAUAGCGGUAAGUUGAUGGCCGAAUUAGACGAUGCUCAAAUCGAAAGGAUUGUGAAGAAUGACGAACAAACUAGAAACAGGUUUUUGGAAACCAUUGCAGAGGACUCAGAUUGA